AAGCUCCCAAAGAAUACGCAGUUUACUCAGUUUACUGUUUAAUUCAAAAUCCUGAUUUUGGUCGCAUUAUAUUAUCUGAAAGCAUAAUUCGAUUUCUAUUCCUCACGAGAACUAAUAACCAAAAAUUUUUGGCAAAAAUAAAAAUGGAUUUAUAUGGAAGAGACAAGGGCAAUAUCAGUUUACCACAACGUCUUCAGCCCAUCAAUUUUGAUGAAACCAAAUUGAAAACUAUUAUUGUAAAUACGCAAAAAUGUUUUUACGACUUGAAAAUUGCUGAAAUUAAUAAAAGAAUUCAAAGUUUAGAAGAACGGAAUAGAGAAUUGGAGAGUAAUUUAGAAGAUACGCAUUAUUUCAUUAAAACUUUACAAGAAAAAACACAAGAAAUAAGCAGUUUAAAAUCACAAAUAGCUUCUUACAUUACUAGAAUAAAAGCAUACAAGCAUCAAUUGAUUACUCUCGAAAAAGCAAGGAUUGACGAUAAAUACACUCACAUUGCAAUAACUGUAAACAUUGACGAAAAAUAUAAAAAUACGCGAAUUAUGCUCAUUUCGCAAAUUAAACUUUUGAGAAUGCAGCAAAAGAACACAAAAGAAAAAUCUGUAACAUACAUUUACGCACGAUAA
Molecule: messenger RNA, 623 nt
Organism: Trachymyrmex cornetzi
Lineage: Eukaryota; Metazoa; Arthropoda; Insecta; Hymenoptera; Formicidae
Exons: 4
Coding region: 144-623 (159 amino acids)
Source: RefSeq, a predicted model, not a curated record